Symbiodinium sp. CCMP2592 is the source of this 204-nucleotide messenger RNA. Lineage: Eukaryota; Dinophyceae; Suessiales; Symbiodiniaceae. The record is from the annotation of a GenBank genome assembly.
AUGCAUAAUCUCGAUUUCGCUCGUGCUGGCUUUUGGUGUUUCAUUUCGUGUUGUCAGGCACUCAAAAGGCCGCGUCAACACACAGACACGGGAACUGGCACUGCUCAACGGGUUUCAGCACGCAUCACAGUCUCGAGUGCCAAGGAGUCGAGCAUGUCCCCCUGCCAUGGGCCAUGCAACCAGCUGUUGCCAGGCAGCUGCUGA